This is a messenger RNA of Schistosoma turkestanicum, 198 nucleotides long. Lineage: Eukaryota; Metazoa; Platyhelminthes; Trematoda; Strigeidida; Schistosomatidae. The record is from the annotation of a GenBank genome assembly.
GCUAUUUAUACAUUUACAAAUGAAUUAAGAAGUCGUCUCUUACAAUUUGUCACUGGUACAUCACGUGUACCUAUGAAUGGUUUUGCAGAAUUAUGGGGUUCAAGUGGACCACAGAAAUUCACUGUUGAAUGUUGGGGUUCUGUGGAUCAAUUGCCUCGUGCUCAUACAUGGUAUGUUGUGUUUCCUGUUUUCCUAUAA